This is a messenger RNA of Anneissia japonica, 2493 nucleotides long. RefSeq lists its product as uncharacterized. The transcript has 2 exons. Gene Ontology annotation, biological process: symbiont-mediated killing of host cell. The coding region runs from base 844 to 1707 and encodes 287 amino acids. Gene Ontology annotation, molecular function: toxin activity. Lineage: Eukaryota; Metazoa; Echinodermata; Crinoidea; Comatulida; Comatulidae. The record is from RefSeq and is a predicted model, not a curated record.
CACGAAGCUUAAAAUCAAUGUCGGCUGAGCUAAAUGAUUGCCAGACCUCUUUACAAUUACAUGUAUAGGUAAUUUUCCAAAUUCACGAAUUCGCUGACUCUUACGUAAUUCAAUGCAGCACAAAUAAAUAAACACAUAUUUAAUGUCUUCUUCGCAAUUAUUGUUGCAUAACAUAGUACAUAUACCAUCAUUAUUAAACCACAUUAGCAAAAUCUUAAUGUAAAUGUCGUCUUAGAUGGCGCAUGCGUACAAUCGACUUAUUAAUUUUAAGCAAUUUUAAAGCUAAGCCAUAUUAAUAAAUCGGACUUCAGACGAAUUUAAGCUGAUUUCUAGUUUGAUAAAUCCGGCCCUUGGUCUUUACGUAUAAUUUCCAAGAAGUUUCCGUAUCCACCCAAAUCAAAUCAUUUUUUAAUACAAUCAAUAAAUUUAUAGCAAAGAAUACCAAAAUCGUAAUGUAAGUUUACCAUGGAGUUGAAUAAUAAUUUAGUAAUUCAGAGGAAAAUGAUAAAGGACUUUCCAUACGUUCAUGACGUAACCAAAAGAAGGCACAGCUCUCUCGUUUAAAGUCGUGGUAUUUAGCAACUACCCAAAUGCAUUGCAGUGCUGGUGUACUUUUGACGGAACUAUAGGGCGUUAUCGCAACUGUGAUUCAGUGGUGUGCACGUAUAUAUAGUGUAAAAUCAAUGCGUUGCCAUUCAGUUUUGUUUGCUUGCUCCUUGCAUUGAAUUGCUUCUUCAACACCGAAAAGCUUUUACCAUUUACUAUUCAAUUAUCUACACAAUACAAUCUCGAAUUGACAGCAACAACCACAGUUAUAUUACUGGACUGAACGUUGACAAGAACAUGACAGAACUAAUUGCAUUAGAUAUUGGCAUGGCAUUGCUCAAAGGAAUAACAGGGAAAAUUGGCACCAAAAUGUUCGACUCUGUUUUUCCUGACAGUAAAGUUCCUAGUUAUUUCGACAAAGUGUACAAACAAAUAGCCGAAAUUGUGAAGAAAGAAAUCAAGCCAGAUACUAUUAAUGAAAUCAACGGACAAAUCAAGGGAAUCCGAAGUUAUGUCUGUAAUGUCUAUGCGCCACGUAAAGAGAGUGGGGCUAGCAAGCAAGAACUUUUUGAUAUGAUCAAAGAUAAUGCAUAUGAUAUUGCAGUCCAUAUGGUUGCUGUCUUGCAAGAAGACGCUUAUGCAGAACCCGGAUUGGGUGUAUUUGUCAUUGGUGCAGGAAUGCAUUUAACAUUGCUUCAAGAAUUGGCCCUCGUGGAUCCUAACGUGUCCGAUCCUACCGAAUCUUCCUAUGCUGUAUCAGUUCAGAAAUAUGCAAAAGAAUAUGUGGCUUUUGUGGACAGAACGUACGACUCAAUAGUAAAGAAACGCACAAAUGAUGCCACCAUAACCGAAGUAAAAAUCAAGUCAAAGACUAUUCUACCGCCACCAGAAUAUCAUAGUACACCAGGCAUUGAGUAUUGUUCCAAAUGGACCGACCAAUUUCUCGGCAAAACCUACAAAGAUUCAACCAUCUUAGAGCAUACACGUACGUCAUGGUCAAGCGGAACCAAUGUUGAGAUGGAAAAUAGGAGUAAAAAGAAACGAAGCGACUACAUUCAACAGGUCAAAAAAGAUCUUGUUAAGAGUCUACAUGAUCCAAUAGGCGUUGCCAACCUAUGGCGAAAAUUGGAGAAGCAGCCGAUUCCUCCGCAAAGCCCCUAAGUCUCAAAAACAUUAACAACUAAGAAGCAAUAUGUUUAAGAUUAUGUAAAGUCCAGAACAUUUGGAAAACUCUUAAUGGCGGGCCGAGUUUUCAUUAAUCUAUAUUUUAGUUUUACGUCUUAGUUCUAAUUAGAUAUAUCUUAGUUUUAAAUAUAGAUGCUGCUAUUUAAACUAAGUUAUCUCUAUUUAAAACUAAGAUAUCUCCAUUUAAAACUACGAUAUCUCUAAUUAAAACUAAGAUAUCUAUUUUAAUAGAGAUAUAUCUAUAGUUUUAAAUAGAGAUGUCAUUGUUUAGAGAUAUCUUAGUUUAAAUCUUAGUUUAACUAUAGUUUAAUUAGAGGUAUCUUAGAUUUAAAUAGAGAUAUCUCUGUUAAUAAACAUAUCUCUAUUUAAAACUAAGAUACAGUAUCUUAGUUUUAAGUAACAGUUAUAAGAACCGCUAUAAAGUAAAAAUAUAUAUAUAUAUAUUAUGUUUAAUCAUUGUCAGGUUUAAUAUGCUGUUCUUUGUAAUAGACUUUAUUUAAUCAUCAUUAUUAUCAUCAUCAUCAUCAUCAUCAUCAUCAUCUUCACCAUUAUUAUUAUUAUUACAGUAGUGCUAUUUUGGUAUAUUAUCAUCAUUGUUACUCUCAUUUUUCAUAAUUAUUUCUAUUCUCUAGUUCAAGUCAUUGAAAUUUUAACACCAUAACAUUUAAUGUAUUUUAGAUUUAAAUGAUGAUGUGCAUUCACAAGGAUUGUGAAUGCACAAAAAAAAAAAAAAAAAAAAAAAAAAACAGUACACACCUAAAA